Messenger RNA from Myotis lucifugus (little brown bat), 2505 nucleotides. RefSeq names its product nibrin (gene NBN). The record is from RefSeq and is a predicted model, not a curated record. Gene Ontology annotation, biological process: mitotic G2 DNA damage checkpoint signaling; telomere maintenance; double-strand break repair via homologous recombination. The transcript has 16 exons. Gene Ontology annotation, cellular component: nucleus; Mre11 complex. Bases 113 to 2368 code for a protein of 751 amino acids. Gene Ontology annotation, molecular function: protein binding; damaged DNA binding. Lineage: Eukaryota; Metazoa; Chordata; Mammalia; Chiroptera; Vespertilionidae.
AGUCCGCGAGCAGGCACGUCUCGGAGCCCGCCAGUUCGCAGGUUCCGGGGCCGCGCCUGACUGGCAGCUGAGGCUGCACAGCCGCACGUCGCCCGACACUGAGGCCGGAUUCAUGUGGAAGCUGCUCCCCGACGCGAGCUCGGCCCGAGGCCCGCGCCGCCUGCUGACCGGCGUGGAGUACGUGGUGGGCAGGAAGGGCUGCGACAUCCUCCUGGAGAAGGACCCGUCCGUCAGCCGCAGCCACGCCGUGCUCGCCGCCCGCUUCCCCGGGACCAGCCUGAGUCAACCACAUGAAACCCCUGUAUUGACAAUAAAAGACAAUUCUAAGUAUGGUACCUUUGUUAAUGAGGAAAAAAUGCAGAAUGGCCUUUCUCAGACUUUGCAGACAGGGGACAGAAUUACUUUUGGGGUGUUUGAAAGUAAAUUCAGAGUGGAGUACGAGCCUCUGGUCGCGUGCUCUUCUUGUUUAGAUGUCGCUGGGAAAAAUGCUUUGAAUCAAGCCAUCCUGCAGCUGGGAGGACUCACUGUAAACAACUGGACCGAAGAGUGCACCCACCUGGUCAUGAUGUCAGUUAAGGUCACCAUUAAGACAAUAUGUGCCCUCAUUUGUGGACGUCCAAUUGUAAAGCCGGAGUAUUUUACUGAAUUUCUUAAAGCAGUUCAGUCCAAGACACAGCUUCCUCAGAUUGAAAGUUUUUACCCACCAAUUGAUGAGCCAGCCAUUGGAAGUAAAAAUAUUGAUCUGUCAGGACGGCAAGAAAGAAAACAGAUCUUCAAAGGGAAAACAUUUGUAUUUCUGAAUGCCAAGCAGCAUAAGAAAUUAAGUUCAGCGGUUGUUUUUGGAGGAGGGGAUGCUAGGUUGAUAGCAGAAGAAAAUGAAGAAGAAGAGAGUUUCUUUUCGGCUCCGGGAACUUGUGUUGUUGAUGUAGGAAUGACAAAUUCACAGCCCUUAAUUUCUGACUCUCAGAAAAAAUGGAUUCACUCAAUUAUGGAUAUGCUCCAAAGGCAGGGUCUUAGACCUAUUCCUGAAGCAGAAAUUGGAUUGGCAGUAAUCUUCAUGACGACAGAGAAUUACUGUGACCCUCAGGGCCAGCCCAGUCCAGGAUCCAGGACAGCGACCCCAGGGCUGAGCCAAGGCUUGUCCGUCAAAGAGGAGGUCAUGCCCAGUGCCCCCGGGAACACUGUGACCUGCGUGGCCGACACAGCCUCAGAGCAAGCAGACACAUGCAUGGAUCUGAGUGAAAGGCCAAAAGAAAUCAAAGUCUCCAGAAUGGAACAGAAACUCAGAAUGCCUUCACCAGAGACAUUCCCUGUGAAGGAACCCCCCAAAAGGAGCUCUGAGCGCACUUCUGUAGGACCAAAUGCUCCCGUCAGGGCGGAGACGCCCAGCUAUCGGCUCUCCCCAGUGAAGCUCUCCGGUGUCAACAGAGGUGGAGGUGGGGCUUCCCAGCAGCUGCAGACCGACUCCAUCCGAAACCACUUCCAGCCUGACCCCAGGAAGAGGGAAAGGGAUGAAGAAAAUCAAGAAAUGUCUUCAUUUAAGUCAGCAAGAAUGGAAAUGUCUUGUUCUCUCCUGGAACAAACACAGCCUGCCUCCCCCUCGCUGUGGGCAAGCGGCGGGCAGCCUGCUCCCCAGGGGGGGCCCGUGGGGCAGGAGCCAGGCGGCCUCUUCGCAGACACAGAGUCCAAGGCCACUUCGAAAACUCCUGCCAGUAAAUCUCUUUCUACAGAAAAACUAAGGUCAGAAAAAAGGAAAAUUGAUGAUUUAGCCAUAGAAAAUGAAGUACUGGAAGAGUUACUCCGGGACACAAAGCGGGAGUUGGACAUGGAGGUGGAGGUGCUGGAACAAGAGGGAGCCGUCCGAAGGAGAAAGGUGCCAAGGCUGGACGUAGAAACAAACGGCUCUUUGCACGAUGGGACAGCGCCAGAGAGUGACGACAUAUCUCAAGAAAAUGAAAUUGGGAAGAAAUGUGAGAUCAAGAAAGAAUCACUGCCAUCAACUAAAGAAGAGCCAUCUAACGAGGACAGGCCCCAGGGUGACGGUGAGAUGCCUCUGAGGAAGGUGUUGCUGACAGAGUUCAGGUCCCUGGUGGUGAGUGGCUCUGCCUCCAGAAAUGCCCCCAGUGUCAGGGGUGAUCAGGGUCCACUGAAGAAUUUCAAGAAGUUCAGAAAGGUCGCAUUUUCAGGAGCAGGAAAACUCCCACAGAUCAUUGGAGGAUCAGAUCUCAUAGCCCAUCAUGCUCGGAAGAAUACAGAAUUAGAAGAGUGGUUAAGGCAGGAAAUGGAGGUGCAAAAUCAACAAGCAAAAGAAGAGUCCCUUGCUGACGAUCUCUUUAGAUACAAUCCUAACGUAAAAAGGAGAAGAUAGAUACCUGAGGUUGUUAUAAAGAAGCCAUGGGAAAACGUUUCCUGCCCACAUACUUCCUGUUUCCUCUGGAUUCGGGGGUUUAAGUUACAAAUGCUCUGUGACCUGAAUUUGUUAAAUAAAAUGCACAAAACUCCAUU